Messenger RNA from Perkinsus marinus ATCC 50983, 1149 nucleotides. Its product is annotated as kelch repeat protein, putative. Bases 1 to 1149 code for a protein of 382 amino acids. NCBI's taxonomy places the organism in Eukaryota, Perkinsozoa, Perkinsida, Perkinsidae. Gene Ontology annotation, molecular function: protein binding. The transcript is spliced from 6 exons. The record is from RefSeq and is a predicted model, not a curated record.
AUGGAUUCCGGUGCAGGAGCUCCCAUAUCAUCACCUGAGCCCUCGUCUCGUGGUGGUGGUGGGGCCGGGGAUGUCAUAGAUCGAGCCUCGGGGAUAGCAACCAACCGACUAGCACGGCAUCUUGCAGGUGGUGGUCCCUCUGCUGCUGGUGGGUGUGAGACCUCGCCUUCUACCACCGACCCUCACUAUUCAUUCCUGGGACCAUGCACGCCUUCCUCCCGUGCUGUGGUAAGGCGAUGGCGUCCAGUACAAUAUGGAUGUACUUCUGAGAAGGCUAUGGAGCUCCCUGGAGAUAGAUCAGGCGCGGCUAGUGUUGUUUACAAUGAUGCUUUAUACGUGCUAGGGGGGUAUGGUGGUAGUGGACGUCUGGACGAUCUCUUCAAAUUCGACUUCAACACAAGGCUUUGGUCUCAAGUGCAUACCAAAGGAGAUACGCCAACAGGGCGGGAGAAUAAUGGAGCUGUAGUUAUCAAGAACCAUAUGUAUUUAUUCGGCGGUUACUCGGGAUAUAACUGGCUUAAUGAUUUUCAUUGUUUUAAUUUUGAUACAUCCACUUGGGCGCCAGUUGAAGUGAAAGGUGGGAGUCCGCCCUCUACGAGGUUCGGAUAUGUCUCCAGCGUGCAUGGUUCGGUAUUUUUUGUAUUUGGUGGUUACGAUGGCCAGACUUGGCUCAAUGAUAUGCAUGAGUUUGAUGUGGAGGAGGGAGCUUGGUCCCAGACCCACGUAUUAGGGUAUAUUCCCACGGGUAGAUCGUGUCCGAGUUGGGCCUACCAUGAGGGUAGCGUAUACCUCUUUGGAGGCUAUGAUGGAGUGCAUCGAAUGAAUGACUUCCAUCGAUUUGAGAUGUCCAAUAGGAAAUGGUCGGUAGUGGCUACGAGGAGCUCUGGCCAGCCUCCUUCCCCCCGCUACUUCCAUGCUAGCGUAGUGCAUGGCAACUCCUUGUAUCUAUUUGGUGGCUAUAGUGGACAGGAGAGGCUCAAUGAUCUCCAUGAGUUUAGAUUCGAUCUUCAAACGUGGUUUUUGGUCCAGACGGAGAAUCCACCAUCAGGAAGGAGCUCAUUAGUGGCUCAGGUACAUAACAACUCUUUAUAUGUAUUCGGUGGCUAUAAUGGAUCAAUAGUUCUCAAUGACUUCCAUGAAUUCCGGUAA